Molecule: messenger RNA, 3510 nt
Organism: Drosophila arizonae
Lineage: Eukaryota; Metazoa; Arthropoda; Insecta; Diptera; Drosophilidae
Molecular function (GO): calcium ion binding
Source: RefSeq, a predicted model, not a curated record
GCUCGUUUGCAUUUUGCUUCAGACCCUAAAUGUCUACAUACAAUUCUUGUAAUCGAUGCAGGCUACGAUAACAGACACGUUAAACAUGAAACAGCACAUAGUAGUAAAAGUGAAUCAACAUCUGACUCAAUAUCCCGCCUUCAGAAUAUCCGUAUGCUUGCUGACCCUAACCAGUUAGUUGCGGCCAAUUCCGAUAACAUAUUGAACGAGAGUUUGGAUCAGGCUAGAUUCAAUUUAGCCACACAUGUUAUGUCGAAUGGAGUAGAGCUCAUAAUUGCAAGCGAUAAAAUCAAGCAUAUUGAUAAACAAGCGUCAUCAAUUCGUAGCUCGUCGAUUAGUCUGCCAUCGAGGAAUGUUCAACAGAAACCUAUCACUCUUGCACCCAGUACACUUAAGAAUCAUAUGCUCCUGACAGAGCCUACUGUUAGACAGGAGAAUUUCUCGAUUCCAAUUGAAGAAAACCAAUUUAUUACAAAGACGUGCCUAACCACCUAUACAUAUCAUACCACAUACCUUAACAAGGGAAGCACUACAGUGGAAAGUAGAGAAAAGGUCAUAUUAAAUCGCCAAACGGAGGAGCGCAAAUUUUUGCGCGCAAGCAGCAAAUUGUCGCUUGGCGUAACUCUUUCAAAUACACCCGAACUAGCGGUGGGAAUAUUUCCAACAACAUACCAUUAUUAUAAUUCAAUUAAAAACAACGACUUUGUUAUCCGAUCAAGUUACACAAUAAUUAAUACAGUGACUGGGCCGGAGGAUUAUAUUUCGUAUCUGCAGCCUUCAGAAGAUGCAACUCCUCUUUUAGAUACAAAUACAUACUACAGUCCAUUGAAUGUAAUAAGAACACAUCUAGAUGAAGUGAACUCAACGAGAAUUCUAGAAGAUGAAAAUAUUUUGACACAAGUUGUCAUCACGGAAUCUAUUCCGCCACGAGGUGCAUCGGAGUUAAAAAAUCCAGGGUCUCUUGCAGCAGCUAGCGAAAUGGAUGAAGUCCAAAUUUAUGCAACGAAAACUUAUUUGACAACAGUUACAUACCACUUGUCAACAGCUUUAGGCUUAAAAUCUGAAGGACAGUCAUCCAUAUCCGAAAACGAAAUGGAAACACAAACUAAUUUACAAACAAAGGUGAUUGUCAAUAUUAUCACGGACGUUGUGCCAAAUUCAUUGCUGCAACCGGAGCUUGUAUCCAUGUUCCGAACUCAGCUAAUACAAACAAAGGGGAAAAAUAAUCGAAAAAUACUUGCCACACUAGCUACCCUGCUAAGUGGAGAAACAUUGCAAGUAACUGCCGUGAAGAUAAAGAAAAACUCGUCGACUGCAAGACCCACAGUUCUGAUACGUGAUCAAGGAUCCGUCAACAAAUCAUUAGUAAAACAGAGUUCCAAUGAUUCUUUAAGCCCAACUAGCGUUAUAGCUAAUACACAUCAAGUUGAAACUACAAAUAGUCAAAGCAAAUUACAGCAAGGCCUUGAUCAAAAGCUUUCAGAAUCGGAAGACAACGGUGUGUAUCUCAAGCCAGUGAAGAAGCAACCUUCUCAAUCUUCAUCAAUACCAGCCUCACCGACCGUAGAUCAACUAAUUGGUUCUUUAAACCUGCAACGCUUUCGACCAGUAUUUAACGUAAUGGCCGAGUUGUUACAAAAAAAUAUAGUUAAUCGACAAGCGGAUAUAAAACAGAAUAUGGAUGAUCCCUCUGUAAGCAAGAAAAAUCAAACCAAUACGCUCUCAAUACAAAAUCAAUUAGACGAAAAGCCGGUUUACAUACCUUUACAAACAUCUGAACAACAUACUGUUUUUCAAACAAAUAGUACAAAACCUAAUUCCCAUGCAAUAAACCACUUUAAGUCAGACAUAACUAGUUCAAACAUCAAUCUCAAAAGGGUAGCAGCGUAUAGUCUUCACAUCAAUCCACCCGAUUUUCCAGAUGGAGCAAUCGACAGCUGGCUAAAACAGCAAAAUAGUAAUAGUUCACCAACUUCACCAACAUAUAUUGAAUCAGUAAGACCCCAUUUAGCCUAUGGAAACUCUGUGCUGAAUAAUGGAAUAUCAAUACGACCUGGCGAAAUUAUAAAUGCAAAUGCUGAUGUUAUUAUUGGCCGACCGAUCGGAAUAGGCCUGCAAUAUUUUCGUCGAAAUGUACUGUCCACAACACACAGCGACAAUGAUGUAUUAAUAGAAUAUGCAAACCAAACAAAUUAUAACGUGCCACCAUCAAAAAAAUCAACUUGGAUUCCACCACCAAUACCACUUUCUCUGACCCCACCACGCAUCACACCGGCCGGUGUGGUAAAUGGGGACUAUAAUCUGGACCGAAUGAAAACAAACCGAAAUCAGCACCGAUUGCAAGCACAUGAUUACAACCAUAUACUUCGGCCACCAGCAUCGCAAGCCGUUCACAGAUAUACGGAGUUCAGUACACCGUCAUCAUCAUCAGRAGCCAAGUUUAAAUUGCCAGGUAUCUACAAUAGAUCAAGCAAUAAUGACAAUGGUUACCUCUCUGAAUCACAGAAACUAAUUGGUAAUUUAAAUUCGGAGUUGCACAAUAAUGAAAUUUUGGAAAUAAAACAAAUACCUCAAAUAUUCGCUACACAAUUACCAACGACCAUGACAUAUUCAAUAUCUGACAAUAAUUAUUACAACAAAAUAUCAGCAAAGAUAUCUGCUCAUCAUCAUGUAAAUCUGAAGACAGAUGUUCUUAAUCACAAUGUCAACAUUAAUGUCCCACCGUUGACCUUUAAGAGGGAAAGUGAAAACAUUCCAUUUGCAACUGCUCUUCGGGGCCACAUUGCCACAUCCCCCAUUCCUCUUAUUAAAAUACCAUUGAAUAAAGCACACGUUGAGGUUGAACUCACACCUCAGAAUACGAGGCUAUCCAUUAACGUAGCUAAUACAGGCUAUAAUUCGAGCAUUAUAAAACCAAUAGGUAGUAUAUUUAAGCAACGUAAUCAUAACUUUUAUAAAAAUACUGAAAGCGCGACAAUAACUGUCCGAAAUGCAAAUAUUAGUAGCAAAACUAUCAGUUCCAGCAAACCGAUUAUAAUAGUAUCAUCCUUAUCGAAUAAAAAAAUUAUAGAUCAGAGUCAGAAUAAAUUGGAAAACACCAAUGACAAAUGGAAUUUUAGCGAAAUUUUUACAAAAUGGAACGUGCACUCAGAUUUAAGUCGCAUUGCUUCUAGCUCAAUCAAAUCAAAUAAACAAAAAUCGCAAAGCCUGGUAUAUCCAUAUCCCAUCUAUGAUGAGCGUACUACCCCUUAUGAGAGUGGAGAAUUAAAUUCAUAUCAAGAUCAAAAUGCUGACUAUACUACCUACAACUCGAACUAUCAUUUACAAAACGAAAAUAUUUCUGCGAAUUUUCAUGAACCACCAACUACUCGUGAUGUGGAAAGCUCUAGCACAGUAAAUACAUGGCUAUCGUUUACACCCUUUCAGACUAUCGGCUUGGGUCGCCCAAACCCCUCCGAAAACCCUAUUGGGUCCAAUCACAUCACCAAAGACUUGCAAUCCAGCUUGUAA